GGUAAGCGGUGGCCACUCUGCAUAGUAUUACGUUGUCCGACCGCUCCUCGCCGACCGCCACUGUGACCGUCAUGCCGGGUUUUGUAAAGAGUUUCGCGACAACUGACGACUUAAACCUUUUCAAGAGUGUCGAUGUUAAGAUAAUUUCGAGUGGUGUUCCGAUAUGAUAUCGCGCUUCAAGAGACAGCGGUGCAGCAUUCGGAGAUAACUCGCGAAGAAAAGCCGCAGCAAUGGUGGACGCCGCAACAAUCGAGAAAUUGGAGGCUGGCUUCAGCAAGCUCCAGGGCUCCGACUCCAAGUCCUUGCUGAAGAAGUACCUCACCAGGGAGGUCUUCGAUGCUCUUAAGAACAAGAAGACCUCUUUCGGCUCAACUCUCUUGGACUGCAUUCAGUCGGGUAUUGAGAACCUGGACUCCGGCGUGGGUAUCUACGCCCCCGACGCCGAGUCGUACACAGUGUUCGCGGACCUGUUCGACCCCAUCAUCGAGGACUACCACAAUGGCUUCAAGAAGACCGACAAGCACCCGGCCAAGAACUGGGGCGAUGUGGAGACCCUCGGCAACCUGGACCCCGGCAGCGAGUUCAUCGUGUCGACGCGCGUGCGUUGCGGCCGCUCCAUGGAGGGCUACCCCUUCAACCCCUGCCUAACGGAGGCCCAGUACAAGGAGAUGGAGGACAAGGUUUCCUCUACCCUGUCCGGCCUCGAGGGUGAGCUGAAGGGCACCUUCUACCCGCUGACCGGCAUGUCCAAGGAGACGCAGCAGCAGCUCAUCGACGACCACUUCCUGUUCAAGGAGGGUGACCGCUUCCUGCAGGCGGCCAACGCGUGCCGCUUCUGGCCCACCGGCCGCGGCAUCUACCACAACGAGAACAAGACCUUCCUCGUGUGGUGUAACGAGGAGGACCACCUGCGCAUCAUCUCUAUGCAGAUGGGCGGUGACCUGAAGCAGGUGUACAAGCGGCUGGUGACCGCCGUCAACGACAUCGAGAAGAGGAUCCCCUUCUCGCACAACGACCGGCUCGGCUUCCUCACCUUCUGCCCCACCAACCUGGGCACGACGGUGCGCGCCUCCGUGCACAUCAAGCUGCCCAAGCUGGCGGCGGACAAGGCCAAGCUGGAGGAGGUGGCCAGCAAGUACCACCUGCAGGUGCGCGGCACACGCGGCGAGCACACCGAGGCCGAGGGCGGCGUCUACGACAUCUCCAACAAGCGGCGCAUGGGCCUCACCGAGUACGACGCCGUCAAGGAGAUGUAUGACGGCAUCGCGGAACUCAUCAAAAUAGAGAAGUCUCUCUAAGAAGCUUUCGAUCUCGUGCUAUCAGUAUUUUUUUGUAUUAUUUAUCGUUUAUAUUAUUGGAUGUUGAGCGAAGUGUGGGCGCGGCGGCCGUCGGCACAACCUGACCCACUACUGUUUUCGAAAACAUAUUUUCUAUAAGGAAAUGGAAAAUAAAGACAGCUAGCGUUAAGACUAUAUCUAAAA
Molecule: messenger RNA, 1481 nt
Organism: Papilio polytes (common Mormon)
Lineage: Eukaryota; Metazoa; Arthropoda; Insecta; Lepidoptera; Papilionidae
Gene: AK
Product: arginine kinase
Exons: 3
Coding region: 231-1298 (355 amino acids)
Biological process (GO): phosphocreatine biosynthetic process
Molecular function (GO): creatine kinase activity
Source: RefSeq, a predicted model, not a curated record